AUCGCCCGCAACCAACACGAUGUGAUGUCGCAGCACCACCAGCUUCACCCUCUCACCACCAUAUCGCACCAGUCAUCUCGCAAUAGCAGCGUGCACAGUGCGUUCCGCCGGCGCAGCGAGCAGCACCUCCGCCCCGACGAUGCCUUCUACCACUCUCCUCCGAGGAACAACUCCUCGUCCUUGCUCCGCACCGAUACCAUAACAUCGCGCAUGUCACAAUCGCAAUUGCACAGUGGACAGCAGAGAUCGAGUCGCGAGAAGCGUCGAGGUAGAAGCUCUUCGCGGAGACGUGCUGCUCUUACGCCGAAACCACCUUCGAACGGGCAAUGGAAGAAGCUGUUGUGGGUGAAGCAGUCCUACCCCGACAACUACACGGACGAGGAGACAUUCCUGGACCAUCUUCAGAUGAACCCCAAGCUGAGACCCUACGAAUUCUGGCCGCUGGUGGCAGACAGCACGAUCAUCGUGCAACAUGUCUGCUCCGUCCUGAUCUUCGUUUGCUGCUUCGCCGCCAUUUUCAGCGGCAGAGUCAAACCGGAAAGUGUAGUGGGCUGGGCGACUGGGUGUACUGUCAUUGCAUGGGGUUUUAGAGACAAGUGGCAGGGCCGGUCAAAGCACAGUGACGAGGAUGACGGUGAAGAGGGCAGUGCCGGUGGAAUUGACGGGGACGAUGAGAAGAGCUCGAGAGGAAGCGAAGAAUAUAGCGCGGACUAUGGAAAGCCGUUCAAGGAGAUCUCCGAGAUACCCAUCACUGCUGCAGUGCCAAGCAGGAUUCACUCGAGAAAUCCUUCGACGACCUCAAUUGCGCUGAACGGUGGCAUGUCCAGUUCUGCUUCGCCCAGCUCACCGACUAGCGAUGCGCUACCCGCACCGCCGAGCAUUCCAUCAUAUAUCCCGCCCUAUAACAGCAGGAAAACAUCGAUGCUGUCUCCACGAAUGCAAGAACGACUCACAACUGCGAAGUCUGCCAUUCUCAUCUACUGCUCGCUCCUCGGCCUGUCACCAAUUCUCAAAUCUCUCACACAGUCUACCUCGAGCGACUCAAUCUGGGCACUCUCGUCGUGGCUUCUCAUCCUCAAUAUCUUCACUUUCGAUUACGGCGCUGGACCCGAGGCCAAAUUUCCUGCGUCGCUCAGCACGAACGCCGCUCUCAUGGCUUCCACAGUCCUUGCUUCCCGUCUUCCUAGCACGACUCACGUCUUUUCUCUCACACUCUUCAGCAUCGAAGUCUUCGGCCUCUUUCCCGUCUUCCGCCGACAUCUCCGUCACCACUCUUGGACGGGCCACGUCUGGCUGACAGUCUUCUUGGUCGUUCUCGCAAGUGGUGGCUUGGGCAUGACGAUAUCUGGAGGAGGCUGGGGCUGGGGUGCGCUGGGUGUCGUGAUGGGCACAGUUAUCAUGGGUCUUGGGAUGGGACUGACGAGUUGGUGGCUCAUCGGGUUGCAGAGGUAUAAGAAUGAAAUCUAUGGACCCUGGGACCCGGCGAGGCCGAUAUUAGGUGGAAGAAGAGGUUGGUCGUGAUCUGUAGAGAGAAUCAUGAUACCCCUGAAUUAACGGAAUGGAAUGCUUGAUACUUCAUGAUUCUACGAUCGCCGACUGCAGUGCUGUCGGUCUCGUGCUGCGAGCGAACUGGAUCAUAUCCCGGCGCUUACCCAAAUGAAAGCUGCACUCAGUAAAGGGGCCAUACAAUAGAUCACAGGAACGCAAUAGUCCCAAAGAUGCGCGUCGAUGGGCAAAACAA
Messenger RNA from Cercospora beticola, 1741 nucleotides. RefSeq names its product phosphatidylinositol N-acetylglucosaminyltransferase (gene GPI2). Gene Ontology annotation, cellular component: glycosylphosphatidylinositol-N-acetylglucosaminyltransferase (GPI-GnT) complex; membrane. Lineage: Eukaryota; Fungi; Ascomycota; Dothideomycetes; Mycosphaerellales; Mycosphaerellaceae. The record is from RefSeq and is a predicted model, not a curated record. Gene Ontology annotation, biological process: GPI anchor biosynthetic process.